Messenger RNA from Colias croceus (clouded yellow), 13752 nucleotides. It is a transcript of the gene FIBH, whose product is annotated as fibroin heavy chain-like. Bases 1 to 13752 code for a protein of 4583 amino acids. The transcript has 6 exons. The record is from RefSeq and is a predicted model, not a curated record. NCBI's taxonomy places the organism in Eukaryota, Metazoa, Arthropoda, Insecta, Lepidoptera, Pieridae.
AUGAGAGUCGCAUUCUUCGUGAUCCUGUGCUGCGCACUGCAGUAUGUUACUGCAGAUGCAAUUGACGAUGCAUUGUCAAAUGAAAUCAAAUUAGGCAGACUAGAGACAAAGAACUUUAAUGAAACUGAUGAAUUUGAAUACGACCAAACCGGAAAUAUAAUCGAGAAAUCGACAACGACAAAAGAGUACGAAGCAUUUGGCGAUAUAGAUAAAGAUGUAACUGGAGAUGACGUAAAGGUGAGAACUCUCGUUAUUAAAACCGACGCAUCCGGACACGAAACUAUAUGGGAAGAAGAUGUUCUUAUUAAAAAGAAAGGUCAAUCAGGAUCAUCUGCUGAAGCUGAAACUACUGCUGCCUCAUCAUCAGCUAGUUCAGGUCCAACAGGAAACGGAUUGGGUGCCAGUUUGUAUAGAGCAAACGGUUUGAACGGUCUUAAUGGUCAACAAAGGCUCGGUGCAAACUCAGCAGCUGCUGCCGUUACCCCCGCCGGUGCUUCUGGCCUCGGGAACAUCAUCAUUAACAACAACGGAGGCGCUGGUUCAGGCUCAAGCGCCUCUGCCGCUAGCUCUACUGCUGGAUCUGGAACCACAGGGCCAUACAACUCAUUGAGUGGACAGGCAGCAGCAGGCCUAAUGGGUGAAUUCUUGCCAUAUGGCAAUCAAGAACCUACUAUCAUUGUGAACAAUAACGAAUCUGGAUCAGAAUCAUCUGCCGCGAGCGCUGCGUCUACUUCUGGAUCACAAGGAAAUGGAUUGGGUGGACUUUACGGCUCCGGCACCUACGGUUCAAACGGCUUGAACGGUCUUAACGGUCGACAAGGACAAGGUGCAAGCUCAGCAGCCGCUGCGUCUGCCGCUUCAGGAGCUUCUGGUCUCUAUGGUGGUGCCUAUGGAUUGAGAUCUGCUGGCCUCGGUUCUGCAGGAGGAGAAAACAUUAUUAUCAACAACAACGGAAACUCUCAAAGCGCAAGCUCAGCAGCCGCUGCCGCUGCUUCUGGUGCUUCUGUCCCUGGAUACGGUCAAUUCUUGCCUUAUGGCAAUCAAGAACCCACUAUCAUUGUGAACAAUAACGAAUCUGGAUCAGGAUCAUCUGCCGCGAGCGCUGCAUCUGCUGGAUCACAAGGAAAUGGAUUGGGUGGACUUAACGGUCAACAAGGUCAAGGUGCGAGCUCAGCAGCCGUUGCCUCAAGCGCUGCAUCUGCUUCUGGAUCACAAGGAAACGGAUUGGGUGGACUUUAUGGUCCCGGAUUGAACGGAGCCAGAUUCUACGGACCAAACGGCUUGAACGGUCUUAACGGUCAACAAGGGAAAGGUGCAAGUACAGUAGUCGCUGCCGCUGCAGGUUCUUCUGGAAAUGCAGGAGAAGAAGUUAUCGUCAUGAACAAUAAUGGAGGCUCUGGCUCAGGCACAUCUGCCGCUAGCGCUGCAUCUGCUUCUGGAUCACAAGGAAACGGAUUGGGUGGACUUUAUGGCUCCGGAUCAAACGGAGCUGGCUAUGGUUUUGGAUCAUCUGGCCUCGGUUCUGCAGGAGGAGAAAACAUUUUUAUCAACAACAACGGAAACUCUCAAAGCGCAAGCUCAGCAGCCGCUGCCGCAGCUAGUGCUUCUGCGAAUGCAGAAGAAGAUGUUGUCGUCAUUAACAAUAAUGGAGGCUCGGUUUCAUCAGCCUCAAGCUCCGCUGCUGCUCCUGGUGCUUCUGCCCCAGGAUACGGUCAAUUCUUGCCUUAUGGCAAUCAAGAACCCACUAUCAUUGUGAACAAUAACGAAUCUGGAUCAGGAUCAUCUGCCGCGAGCGCUGCAUCUGCUGGAUCACAAGGAAAUGGAUUGGGUGGACUUUACGGCUCCGGAACCUACGGUUCAAACAACUUGAACGGUCUUAACGGUCAACAAGGACAAGGUCCAAGCUCAGCAGCCGCUGCCGCAAGCGCUGCAUCUGCUUCUAGAUCACAAGGAAAUGGAUUGGGUGGACUUUACGGCUCCGGAACCUACGGUUCAAACAACUUGAACGGUCUUAACGGUCAACAAGGACAAGGUCCGAGCUCAGCAGCCGCUGCCGCAAGCGCUGCAUCUGCUUCUGGAUCACAAGGAAACGGAGUGGGUGGACUUAAUGGCCCCGGAUUGAACGGAGCCAGAUUCUACGGAUCAAACGGCUUGAACGGUCUUAACGGUCAGCAAGGACAAGGUGUCAGCUCAGCAGCUGCUGCAGCUGCCACCUCAGGAUCUUCUGGCCUCGGUUCUGCAGGACAAGAAAAUAUUAUUAUCAACAACAACGGAAACUCUCAAGGCACAAGAUCAGCAGCUGCUGCCGCAGCAGGUGCUUCUGGUUCUUCUAACCCUGGAUACGGUCAAUUCUUGCCUUAUGGUAAUCAAAAACCCACUAUCAUUGUGAACAAUAACGAAUCUGGAUCAGAAUCAUCUGCCGCAAGCGCUGCGUCUGCUUCUGGAUCACAAGGAUAUGGAUUGGGUGGACUUUACGGCUCUGGAACCUACGGUUCAAACGGCUUGAAUGGUCUUAACGGUCAACAAGCUUCUGGUUUCUAUGGUGGUGCCUAUGGAUUGGGAUCUGCUGGCCUCGGUUCUGCAGGAGGAGAAAACAUUAUUAUCAACAACAACGGAAACUCUCAAAGCGCAAGCUCAGCAGCCGCUGCCGCUGCUUCUGGUGCUUCUGUCCCUGGAUACGGUCAAUUCUUGCCUUAUGGCAAUCAAGAACCCACUAUCAUUGUGAACAAUAACGAAUCUGGAUCAGGAUCAUCUGCCGCGAGCGCUGCAUCUGCUGGAUCACAAGGAAAUGGAUUGGGUGGACUUAACGGUCAACAAGGUCAAGGUGCGAGCUCAGCAGCCGUUGCCUCAAGCGCUGCAUCUGCUUCUGGAUCACAAGGAAACGGAUUGGGUGGACUUUAUGGUCCCGGAUUGAACGGAGCCAGAUUCUACGGACCAAACGGCUUGAACGGUCUUAACGGUCAACAAGGGAAAGGUGCAAGUACAGUAGUCGCUGCCGCUGCAGGUUCUUCUGGAAAUGCAGGAGAAGAAGUUAUCGUCAUGAACAAUAAUGGAGGCUCUGGCUCAGGCACAUCUGCCGCUAGCGCUGCAUCUGCUUCUGGAUCACAAGGAAACGGAUUGGGUGGACUUUAUGGCUCCGGAUCAAACGGAGCUGGCUAUGGUUUUGGAUCAUCUGGCCUCGGUUCUGCAGGAGGAGAAAACAUUUUUAUCAACAACAACGGAAACUCUCAAAGCGCAAGCUCAGCAGCCGCUGCCGCAGCUAGUGCUUCUGCGAAUGCAGAAGAAGAUGUUGUCGUCAUUAACAAUAAUGGAGGCUCGGUUUCAUCAGCCUCAAGCUCCGCUGCUGCUCCUGGUGCUUCUGCCCCAGGAUACGGUCAAUUCUUGCCUUAUGGCAAUCAAGAACCCACUAUCAUUGUGAACAAUAACGAAUCUGGAUCAGGAUCAUCUGCCGCGAGCGCUGCAUCUGCUGGAUCACAAGGAAAUGGAUUGGGUGGACUUUACGGCUCCGGAACCUACGGUUCAAACAACUUGAACGGUCUUAACGGUCAACAAGGACAAGGUCCAAGCUCAGCAGCCGCUGCCGCAAGCGCUGCAUCUGCUUCUAGAUCACAAGGAAAUGGAUUGGGUGGACUUUACGGCUCCGGAACCUACGGUUCAAACAACUUGAACGGUCUUAACGGUCAACAAGGACAAGGUCCGAGCUCAGCAGCCGCUGCCGCAAGCGCUGCAUCUGCUUCUGGAUCACAAGGAAACGGAGUGGGUGGACUUAAUGGCCCCGGAUUGAACGGAGCCAGAUUCUACGGAUCAAACGGCUUGAACGGUCUUAACGGUCAGCAAGGACAAGGUGUCAGCUCAGCAGCUGCUGCAGCUGCCACCUCAGGAUCUUCUGGCCUCGGUUCUGCAGGACAAGAAAAUAUUAUUAUCAACAACAACGGAAACUCUCAAGGCACAAGCUCAGCAGCUGCUGCCGCAGCAGGUGCUUCUGGUUCUUCUAACCCUGGAUACGGUCAAUUCUUGCCUUAUGGUAAUCAAAAACCCACUAUCAUUGUGAACAAUAACGAAUCUGGAUCAGAAUCAUCUGCCGCAAGCGCUGCGUCUGCUUCUGGAUCACAAGGAUAUGGAUUGGGUGGACUUUACGGCUCUGGAACCUACGGUUCAAACGGCUUGAAUGGUCUUAACGGUCAACAAGCUUCUGGUUUCUAUGGUGGUGCCUAUGGAUUGGGAUCUGCUGGCCUCGGUUCUGCAGGAGGAGAAAACAUUAUUAUCAACAACAACGGAAACUCUCAAAGCGCAAGCUCAGCAGCCGCUGCCGCUGCUUCUGGUGCUUCUGUCCCUGGAUACGGUCAAUUCUUGCCUUAUGGCAAUCAAGAACCCACUAUCAUUGUGAACAAUAACGAAUCUGGAUCAGGAUCAUCUGCCGCGAGCGCUGCAUCUGCUGGAUCACAAGGAAAUGGAUUGGGUGGACUUAACGGUCAACAAGGUCAAGGUGCGAGCUCAGCAGCCGUUGCCUCAAGCGCUGCAUCUGCUUCUGGAUCACAAGGAAACGGACUGGGUGGACUUUAUGGUCCCGGAUUGAACGGAGCCAGAUUCUACGGACCAAACGGCUUGAACGGUCUUAACGGUCAACAAGGACAAGGUGCAAGUACAGCUGUCGCUGCCGCUGCAGGUUCUUCUGGAAAUGCAGGAGAAGAAGUUAUCGUCAUGAACAAUAAUGGAGGCUCUGGCUCAGGCACAUCUGCCGCUAGCGCUUCAUCUGCUUCUGGAUCACAAGGAAACGGAUUGGGUGGACUUUAUGGCUCCGGAUCAAACGGAGCUGGCUAUGGUUUUGGAUCAUCUGGCCUCGGUUCUGCAGGAGGAGAAAACAUUUUUAUCAACAACAACGGAAACUCUCAAAGCGCAAGCUCAGCAGCCGCUGCCGCAGCUAGUGCUUCUGCGAAUGCAGAAGAAGAUGUUGUCGUCAUUAACAAUAAUGGAGGCUCGGUUUCAUCAGCCUCAAGCUCCGCUGCUGCUCCUGGUGCUUCUGCCCCAGGAUACGGUCAAUUCUUGCCUUAUGGCAAUCAAGAACCCACUAUCAUUGUGAACAAUAACGAAUCUGGAUCAGGAUCAUCUGCCGCGAGCGCUGCAUCUGCUGGAUCACAAGGAAAUGGAUUGGGUGGACUUUACGGCUCCGGAACCUACGGUUCAAACAACUUGAACGGUCUUAACGGUCAACAAGGACAAGGUCCAAGCUCAGCAGCCGCUGCCGCAAGCGCUGCAUCUGCUUCUAGAUCACAAGGAAAUGGAUUGGGUGGACUUUACGGCUCCGGAACCUACGGUUCAAACAACUUGAACGGUCUUAACGGUCAACAAGGACAAGGUCCGAGCUCAGCAGCCGCUGCCGCAAGCGCUGCAUCUGCUUCUGGAUCACAAGGAAACGGAGUGGGUGGACUUAAUGGCCCCGGAUUGAACGGAGCCAGAUUCUACGGAUCAAACGGCUUGAACGGUCUUAACGGUCAGCAAGGACAAGGUGUCAGCUCAGCAGCUGCUGCAGCUGCCACCUCAGGAUCUUCUGGCCUCGGUUCUGCAGGACAAGAAAAUAUUAUUAUCAACAACAACGGAAACUCUCAAGGCACAAGCUCAGCAGCUGCUGCCGCAGCAGGUGCUUCUGGUUCUUCUAACCCUGGAUACGGUCAAUUCUUGCCUUAUGGUAAUCAAAAACCCACUAUCAUUGUGAACAAUAACGAAUCUGGAUCAGAAUCAUCUGCCGCAAGCGCUGCGUCUGCUUCUGGAUCACAAGGAUAUGGAUUGGGUGGACUUUACGGCUCUGGAACCUACGGUUCAAACGGCUUGAAUGGUCUUAACGGUCAACAAGCUUCUGGUCUCUAUGGUGGUGCCUAUGAAUUGGGAUCUGCUGGCCUCGGUUCUGCAGGAGGAGAAAACAUUGUUAUCAACAACAACGGAAACUCUCAAAGCGCAAGCUCAGCAGCCGCUGCCGCUGCUUCUGGUGCUUCUGUCCCUGGAUACGGUCAAUUCUUGCCUUAUGGCAAUCAAGAACCCACUAUCAUUUUUAACAAUAACGAAUCUGGAUCAGGAUCAUCUGCCGCGAGCGCUGCAUCUGCUGGAUCACAAGGAAAUGGAUUGGGUGGACUUAACGGUCAACAAGGUCAAGGUGCGAGCUCAGCAGCCGUUGCCUCAAGCGCUGCAUCUGCUUCUGGAUCACAAGGAAACGGACUGGGUGGACUUUAUGGUCCCGGAUUGAACGGAGCCAGAUUCUACGGACCAAACGGCUUGAACGGUCUUAACGGUCAACAAGGACAAGGUGCAAGUACAGCUGUCGCUGCCGCUGCAGGUUCUUCUGGAAAUGCAGGAGAAGAAGUUAUCGUCAUGAACAAUAAUGGAGGCUCUGGCUCAGGACAAGGUGCAAGUACAGCAGUCGCUGCCGCUGCAGGUUCUUCUGGAAAUGCAGGAGAAGAAGUUAUCGUCAUGAACAAUAAUGGAGGCUCUGGCUCAGGCACAUCUGCCGCUAGCGCUGCAUCUGCUUCUGGAUCACAAGGAAACGGAUUGGGUGGACUUAAUGGCUCCGGAUCAAACGGAGCUGGCUAUGCAGCUGCUGCCGCAGCUAGUGCUUCUGCAAAUGCAGAAGAAGAUGUUGUCGUCAUUAACAAUAAUGGAGGCUCUGGCUCAGGCACAUCUGCCGCUAGCGCUGCAUCUGCUUCUGGAUCACAAGGAAAUGGAUUGGGUGGACAUUACGGCUCCGGAUUCUACGGUUCAAACGGAUUGAACGGUCUUAACGGUCAACAAGGACAAGGUUCAAGCUCAGCAGCCGCUGCAUCUGCUUCUGGAUCACAAGGAAACGGUUUGGGUGGACUUUAUGGCACCGGAUCAAACGGAGCCGGCUAUGGUUUAGGAUCAUCUGGCCUCGGUUCUGCAGGAGGAGAAAACAUAAUUAUUAACAACAACGGAAACUCUCAAAGCGCAAGCUCAGCAGCCGCUGCCGCAGCUAGUGCUUCUGCAAAUGCAGAAGAAGAUGUUGUCGUCAUUAACAAUAAUGGAGGCUCGUUUUCAUCAGCCUCAAGCUCCGCUGCUGCUCCUGGUGGUUCUGCCCCUGGCUACGGUCAAUUCUUGCCUUAUGGCAAUCAAGAACCCACUAUCAUUGUGAACAAUAACGAAUCUGGAUUAGGAUCAUCCGCCGCGAGCACUGCAUCUGCUGGAUCACAAGGAAAUGGAUUGGGUGGACUUUACGGCUCCAGAACCUACGGUUCAAACGGCUUGAAUGGUCUUAACGGUCAACAAGGACAAGGUGCAAGCUCAGCAGCCGCCUCAUCUGCCGCUUCAGGAGCUUCUGGUCUCUAUGGUGGUGCCUAUGGAUUGGGAUCUGCUGGCCUCGGUUCUGCAGGAGGAGAAAACAUUAUUAUCAACAACAACGGAAACUCUCAAAGCGCAAGCUCAGCAGCCGCUGCCGCUGCUUCUGGUGCUUCUGUCCCUGGAUACGGUCAAUUUUUGCCUUAUGGCAAUCAAGAACCCACUAUCAUAUUUAACAAUAACGAAUCUGGAUCAGGAUCAUCUGCCGCGAGCGCUGCAUCUGCUGGAUCACAAGGAAAUGGAUUGGGUGGACUUAACGGUCAACAAAGUCAAGGUGCGAGCUCAGCAGCCGUUGCCUCAAGCGCUGCAUCUGCUUCUGGAUCACAAGGAAACGGAUUGGGUGGACUUUAUGGUCCCGGAUUGAACGGAGCCAGAUUCUACGGAACAAACGGCUUGAAUGGUCUUAACGGUCAACAAGGACAAGGUGCAAGCUCAGCAGCCGCCUCAUCUGCCGCUUCAGGAGCUUCUGGUCUCUAUGGUGGUGCCUAUGGAUUGGGAUCUGCUGGCCUCGGUUCUGCAGGAGGAGAAAACAUUAUUAUCAACAACAACGGAAACUCUCAAAGCGCAAGCUCAGCAGCCGCUGCCGCUGCUUCUGGUGCUUCUGUCCCUGGAUACGGUCAAUUUUUGCCUUAUGGCAAUCAAGAACCCACUAUCAUAUUUAACAAUAACGAAUCUGGAUCAGGAUCAUCUGCCGCGAGCGCUGCAUCUGCUGGAUCACAAGGAAAUGGAUUGGGUGGACUUAACGGUCAACAAAGUCAAGGUGCGAGCUCAGCAGCCGUUGCCUCAAGCGCUGCAUCUGCUUCUGGAUCACAAGGAAACGGAUUUAGUGGACUUUAUGGUCCCGGAUUGAACGGAGCCGGAUUCUACGGACCAAACGGCUUGAACGGUCUUAACGGUCAACAAGGACAAGGUGCAAGUACAGCAGUCGCUGCCGCAGCAGGUUCUUCUGGAAAUGCAGGAGAAGAAGUUAUCGUCAUGAACAAUAAUGGAGGCUCUGGCUCAGGACAAGGUGCAAGUACAGCAGUCGCUGCCGCAGCAGGUUCUUCUGGAAAUGCAGGAGAAGAAGUUAUCGUCAUGAACAAUAAUGGAGGCUCUGGCUCAGGCACAUCUGCCGCCAGCGCUACAUCUGCUUCUGGAUCACAAGGAAAUGGAUUGGGUGGACAUUACGGCUCCGGAUUCUACGGUUCAAACGGAUUGAACGGUCUUAACGGUCAACAAGGACAAGGUGCAAGCUCAGCAGCCGCUGCAUCUGCUUCUGGAUCACAAGGAAACGGUUUGGGUGGACUUUAUGGCACCGGAUCAAACGGAGCCGGCUAUGGUUUGGGAUCAUCUGGCCUCGCUUCUGCAGGAGGAGAAAACAUAAUUAUCAACAACAACGGAAACUCUCAAAGCGCAAGCUCCGCAGCCGCUGCCGCAGCAGGUGCAAAUGCAGUAGAAGAUUUUAUCGUCAUUAACAAUAAUGGAGGCUCGGUUUCUUCAGCCUCAAGCUCCGCUGCUGCUCCUGGUGCUUCUGCCCCUGGAUACGGUCAAUUCUUGCCUUAUGGCAAUCUAGAACCCACUAUCAUUGUGAACAAUAACGAAUCUGGAUCAGGAUCAUCUGCCGCGAGCGCUGCAUCUGCUGGAUCACAAGGAAAUGGAUUGGGUGGACUUUACGGCUCCGGAACCUACGGUUCAAACAACUUGAACGGUCUUAACGGUCAACAAGGACAAGGUCCAAGCUCAGCAGCCGCUGACGCAAGCGCUGCAUCUGCUUCUAGAUCACAAGGAAAUGGAUUGGGUGGACUUUACGGCUCCGGAACCUACGGUUCAAACAACUUGAACGGUCUUAACGGUCAACAAGGACAAGGUCCAAGUUCAGCAGCCGCUGCCGCAAGCGCUGCAUCUGCUUCUGGGUCACAAGGAAACGGAUUGGGUGGACUUAAUGGCCCCGGAUUGAACGGAGCCAGAUUCUACGGAUCAAACGGCUUGAACGGUCUUAACGGUCAGCAAGGACAAGGUGUCAGCUCAGCAGCUGCUGCAGCUGCCACCUCAGGAUCUUCUGGCCUCGGUUCUGCAGGACAAGAAAAUAUUAUUAUCAACAACAACGGAAACUCUCAAGGCACAAGCUCAGCAGCUGCUGCCGCAGCAGGUGCUUCUGGUUCUUCUAAUCCUGGAUACGGUCAAUUCUUGCCUUAUGGUAAUCAAAAACCCACUAUCAUUGUGAACAAUAACGAAUCUGGAUCAGAAUCAUCUGCCGCAAGCGCUGCGUCUGCUUCUGGAUCACAAGGAUAUGGAUUGGGUGGACUUUACGGCUCCGAAACCUACGGUUCAAACGGCUUGAAUGGUCUUAACGGUCAGCAAGGACAAGGUGCAAGCUCAGCAGCCGCUGCAUCUGCCGCUUCAGGAGCUUCUGGUCUCUAUGGUGGUGCCUAUGGAUUGGGAUCUGCUGGCCUCGGUUCUGCAGGAGGAGAAAACAUUAUUAUCAACAACAACGGAAACUCUCAAAGCGCAAGCUCAGCAGCCGCUGCCGCUGCUUCUGGUGCUUCUGUCCCUGGAUACGGUCAAUUCUUGCCUUAUGGCAAUCAAGAACCCACUAUCAUUGUGAACAAUUACGAAUCUGGAUCAGGAUCAUCUGCCGCGAGCGCUGCAUCUGCUGGAUCACAAGGAAAUGGAUUGGGUGGACUUAACGGUCAACAAGGUCAAGGUGCGAGCUCAGCAGCCGUUGCCUCAAGCGCUGCAUCUGCUUCUGGAUCACAAGGAAACGGAUUGGGUGGACUUUAUGGUCCCGGAUUGAACGGAGCCAGAUUCUACGGACCAAACGGCUUGAACGGUCUUAACGGUCAACAAGGACAAGGUGCAAGUACAGCAGUCGCUGCCGCUGCAGGUUCUUCUGGAAAUGCAGGAGAAGAAGUUAUCGUCAUGAACAAUAAUGGAGGCUCUGGCUCAGGCACAUCUGCCGCUAGCGCUGCAUCUGCUUCUGGAUCACAAGGAAACGGAUUGGGUGAACUUUAUGGCACCGGACCAAACGGAGCCGGCUAUGGUUUCGGAUCAUCUGGCCUCGGUUCUGCAGGAGGAGAAAACAUUAUUAUCAACAACAACGGAAACUCUCAAAGUGCAAGCUCAGCAGCCGCUGCCGCAGCAGGUGCUUCUGCAAAUGCAGAAGAAGAUGUUAUCGUCAUUAACAAUAAUGGAGGCUCGGUUUCAUCAGCCUCAAGCUCCGCUGCUGCUCCUGGUUCUUCUGCCCCUGGAUACGGUCAAUUCUUGCCUUAUGGCAAUCGAGAACCCACUAUCAUUGUUAACAAUAACGAAUCUGGAUCAGGAUCAUCUGCCGCGAGCGCUGCAUCUGCUGGAAAUGGAUUGGGUGGACUUUACGGCUCCGGAUUCUACGGAUCAAACGGCUUGAACGGUCUUAACGGUCAACAAGGACAAGGUGCAAGCUCAGCAGCCGCUGCAUCUGCUUCUGGAUCACAAGGAAACGGAUUGGGUGGACUUUAUGGCACCGGAUCAAACGGAGCCGGCUAUGGUUUGGGAUCAUCUGGCCUCGAUUCUGCAGGAAGAGAAAACAUUAUUAUCAACAACAACGGAAACUCUCAAAGUGCAAGCUCAGCAGCCGCUGCCGCAGCAGGUGCUUCUGCAAAUGCAGAAGAAGAUGUUAUCGUCAUUAACAAUAAUGGAGGCUCGGUUUCAUCAGCCUCAAGCUCCGCUGCUGCUCCUGGUUCUUCUGCCCCUGGAUACGGUCAAUUCUUGCCUUAUGGCAAUCGAGAACCCACUAUCAUUGUUAACAAUAACGAAUCUGGAUCAGGAUCAUCUGCCGCGAGCGCUGCAUCUGCUGGAAAUGGAUUGGGUGGACUUUACGGCUCCGGAUUCUACGGAUCAAACGGCUUGAACGGUCUUAACGGUCAACAAGGACAAGGUGCAAGCUCAGCAGCCGCUGCAUCUGCUUCUGGAUCACAAGGAAACGGAUUGGGUGGACUUUAUGGCACCGGAUCAAACGGAGCCGGCUAUGGUUUGGGAUCAUCUGGCCUCGAUUCUGCAGGAAGAGAAAACAUUAUUAUCAACAAUAACGGAAACUCUCAAAGUGCAAGCUCAGCAGCCGCUGCCGCAGCAGGUGCUUCUGCAAAUGCAGAAGAAGAUGUUAUCGUCAUUAACAAUAAUGGAGGCUCGGUUUCAUCAUCCUCAAGCUCCGCUGCUGCUCCUGGUGCUUAUGCCCCUGGAUACGGUCAAUUCUUGCCUUAUGGUUAUCAAGAACCCACUAUCAUUGUGAACAAUAACGAAUCUGGAUCAGGAUCAUCUGCCGCGAGUGCUGCAUCUGCUUCUGGAUCACAAGGAAAUGGAUUGGGUGGACUUUACGGCUCCGGAUUCUACGGAUCAAACGGCUUGAACGGUCUUAACGGUCAACAAGGACAAGGUGCGAGCACAGCAGCCGCUGCCUCAAGCGCUGCAUCUGCUUCUGGAUCACAAGGAAACGGAUUGGGUGGACUUUAUGUUCCCGGAUUGAACGGAGCCGGAUUCUACGGACCAAAUGGCUUGAACGGUCUUAACGGUCAACAAGGACAAGGUGCAAGUACAGCAGUCGCUGCCGCAGUAGGUUCUUCUGGAAAUGCAGGAGAAGAAGUUAUCGUCAUGAACAAUAAUGGAGGCUCUGGUUCAAGCACAUCUGCCGCUAGCGCUGCAUCUGCUUUUGGAUCACAAGGAAAUGGAUUGGGUGGACUUUACGGCUCCGGAUUCUACGGAUCGAACGGCUUGAACGGUCUUUACGGUCAACAAGGACAAGGUGCAAGCUCAGCAGCCGCUGCAUCUGCUUCUGGAUCACAAGGAAACGGAUUGGGUGGACUUUAUGGCACCGAAUCAAACGGAGCUGGCUAUGGUUUGGGAUCAUCUGGCCUCGGUUCUGCAGGAGGAGAAAACAUUAUUAUCAACAACAACGGAAACUCUCAAAGUGCAAGCUCUGCAGCCGCUGCCGCAGCAGGUGCUUCUGCAAAAGCAGAAGAAGAUGUUAUCAUCAUUAACAAUAAUGGAGGCUCGGUUUCAUCAGCCUCAAGCUCCGCUGCUGCCCCUGGAUACAGUCAAUUCUUGCCUUAUGGCAAUCAAAAACCCACUAUCAUUGUGAACAAUAACGAAUCUGGAUCAGGAUCAUCUGCCGCGAGCGCUGCAUCUGCUGGAAAUGGAUUGGGUGGACUUUACGGCUCCGGAUUCUACGGAUCAAACGGCUUGAACGGUCUUAACGGUCAACAAGGACAAGGUGCGAGCUCAGCAGCCGCUGCCUCAAGCGCUGCAUCUGCUUCUGGAUCACAAGGAAACGGAUUUAGUGGACUUUAUGGUCCCGGAUUGAACGGAGCCGGAUUCUACGGACCAAACGGCUUGAACGGUCUUAACGGUCAACAAGGACAAGGUGCAAGUACAGCAGUCGCUGCCGCAGUAGGUUCUUCUGGAAAUGCAGGAGAAGAAGUUAUCGUCAUGAACAAUAAUGGAGGCUCUGGCUCAAGCACAUCUGCCGCUAGCGCUGCAUCUGCUUCUGGAUCACAAGGAAAUGGAUUGGAUGGACUUUACGGAUCCGGAUUCUACGGAUCGAACGGCUUGAACGGUCUUAACGGUCAACAAGGACAAGGUGCAAGCUCAGCAGCCGCUGCAUCUGCUUCUGGAUCACAAGGAAACGGAUUGGGUGGUCUUUAUGGCACCGGAUCAAACGGAGCCGGCUAUGGUUUGGGAUCAUCUGGCCUCGGUUCUGCAGGAAGAGAAAACAUUAUUAUCAACAAUAACGGAAACUCUCAAAGUGCAAGCUCAGCAGCCGCUGCCGCAGCAGGUGCUUCUGCAAAUGCAGAAGAAGAUGUUAUCGUCAUUAACAAUAAUGGAGGCUCGGUUUCAUCAGCCUCAAGCUCCGCUGCUGCUCCUGGUGCUUAUGCCCCUGGAUACGGUCAAUUCUUGCCUUAUGGUUAUCAAGAACCCACUAUCAUUGUGAACAAUAACGAAUCUGGAUCAGGAUCAUCUGCCGCGAGUGCUGCAUCUGCUUCUGGAUCACAAGGAAAUGGAUUGGGUGGACUUUACGGCUCCGGAUUCUACGGAUCAAACGGCUUGAACGGUCAACAAGGACAAGGUGCCAGCUCAGCAGCCGCUGCUGCAGCAGGUGCUUCUGGAAAUGCAGGAGAAGACAUCAUCGUCAUUAACAAUAAUGGAGGCUCUGGCUCAAGCGCUUCUGCAUCUUCUUCUUCAUCCGCAGAAAACUCUGGACCUCUGUAUGUUCCUUAUUACCAAAAGGGACCCCAAGUAGUUGUUAUCAAUGAAGGUGGUUCAGGGCCAAGUGCAUCCGCAUCUGCUUCUAGUUCAGCAUCUUCAAUCGGCCGCGGUAGAGGGCGUAUACGUCAAGCCUGUCAAUUAUCUCGCCGCCAAUUCAUCAUAAGAGUCGGCAGAAAGGGAGCUUGCGCAGACUGUUAA